Molecule: messenger RNA, 1450 nt
Organism: Bicyclus anynana (squinting bush brown)
Lineage: Eukaryota; Metazoa; Arthropoda; Insecta; Lepidoptera; Nymphalidae
Product: brachyurin-like
Exons: 8
Coding region: 1-939 (312 amino acids)
Biological process (GO): proteolysis
Molecular function (GO): serine-type endopeptidase activity
Source: RefSeq, a predicted model, not a curated record
AUGCGAGGAUUGUACAUUUUUGGGUUACUGCUGUUCCUUGGAGUCGUUCAGGCUUACGAAUAUUCUUCUUUGAGGGAAAAUGAACCUGUGUACGUUGAGGACAUGGAACCAAGCAGUACUCAUGGUGGGCGUAUAACGGGAGGCUGGGAGGCCAGGGAGGGCCAGAUCCCCCACCAGGUCAGCCUGCGCAUGAUCAACGCGUGGGGGAGCGUGUCCGCGUGCGGCGGAUCCAUCAUACAUGAAGAAUGGAUCGUCACGGCUGCCCACUGUUUGGCCAACCGCCAUACCUACAUCGUGCGGCUGGGCGUCCGGAACCUCACCCAGCCCACCAUCAUCAUGGAGGAGAGCAUCACCAACCGCGUGAUGCAUCCCAACUUCAGCGAGACUCUGGGAUGGGUGCAACCCGACGACAUCGCACUCCUUAAGUUAAGCAAGAAGAUUGUUUGGGGACACACGAUCCAGCCAGUUCGUCUCCAGAACUCGAAGCAGAAAGACGUCGAUUACACCAACGUACAGCUCACAGCUAGCGGCUUCGGCCUUACUAAUGAUCGCGCAGAAGGUGGAGAGUCGUCAGAAGUGCUCAUGUUUGUGAAUCUGCGCGGUAUCAGCAAUGACGAUUGUCUGAACUACUACCUCUACAUGGACCCGCAGACUCUGUGCGCUAAGUAUUUUAAUGACACCAGGCAGUCCACUUGUGCGGGUGACAGCGGCAGUCCGAUAACCCAUGUGGGCAGAGACGGGCGGCUGACCCAGGUCGGCAUCGUCAGCUUCGGUCACCGUCGUGGUUGCACGCUUGGGAUAGCCACUGGUCACGUCCGUCCGGGUUACUACCACGAAUGGAUCCGAGAGAGCACCGGCAUUGACUUCGAUUGGGACUAUUACGAACGAGAUGCGGUUUUACCUGACACAGACUCUGGUGUUCAAGUCAUAGACAAAUAGAUGUAACCUAAACCAUCGUGUGGCACAUUUAAAAUUCAUAAAAUAUUUUGUUUUGCUGUUCCUAAAGUUAUUGAAAGUUAAUAUCAGUUUAUAAAUUAUUUUAAUUAAACAAAUGCUUUUUCUCUAAUCUUGCUCAAAAACAUUGUCAUAUUACCACUCCACAGCGGGGCUAAACAAGCAUUUCAGCUUCUAGGGGCUAAAGUAAUUCUGUUUUUUUUUAAUUUUUGUCUGUUACGAGUUUUAUUCGUAAAUAGAAUCAUUGUAAGUAAGGCUCUUCUUCUUCUUCAUUUAGUUAUAUGGCUCCGCGCAUCUCCCCGAAACAUCUAAAGUUGUACCAUUUUGUACCUACAUUUUAAUUUUCAAAUAAAAUAAGACAUUGAAUACUGUACCGAGUUAUUUCAUUUUCUCGCAAUCGUAGUGAAAAGUAUUGUGUAACACGCGGGGCUAAACCCAUUAUAAACUCAGUUUCUAUUUAGGCCUAAAAAUACCUCGUUUAAAAUGGGUUUUUUUA